AUGUCGCUCACCAUGGCGACCCUCGAUUCCGUCCAGCUGCUUUCGGAAGCAGCAUUUGGCUGUGAACAUCUUGCGGUGGUUCUCUCCAAGGACGAGAAAACUGCGGGUCAGUUUAAAGAUCGAUUCCGCAAGCAAUAUCAAUUGCUGGCUCCGUUCUCGAAACCAGAGACGGUCGCUGUCCCGACCACUGGACUCCGAACUGUGGAGUCACUCAAGCCGAAGUAUCACUGCUUGAGCUGCCCGGAAGUCUGCCUGAGCACAAAUCGAGCGGACCAUACCGCCGAGACUGGACAUGCCUUCUAUAUGGAGUCUCGUAAUCGCUUUGUUUUCUGUGAGAAAUGUCUCGAUUUUAUCUAUGAUCAUGUCCUGGAUAGGCUCCGUGGCCCUGCUGGCAAGUAUGAAGUUGUUGAUGGUCGAGCCAUUUGGGCUGAGGACUCGGCCUCCGAGGUCUAUGUCAAGAACAAUGCUUACAAAAACCCAUGCAUCAACCGUGGCGCUCGUGGUGUAUGGAAUAUGGGUCAAACCUGUUACCAAGCUUCUAUCUUGCAAGCCUUCCUGCACGAUCCCACCCUGAAUGCCUACUUCCUGGGAGGUGGCCAUGAUGUCCACACAUGCCAAAUCAAGGAUUGUCUGGCUUGUGCAACCGCCGAAGUCUUCAUGGAGUUCAACAGCGCUGAGAGAAACGACGCAGUCUCCGCAGCCACUCUUCUUCACCAUGGUUGGCAGAAAUCCAAGGACAUGGCUGGAUACCGCCAGCAAGAUGCCCACGAGUACUUCCAGUUCCUGGUCAACGGACUUCACUCAUCAACUCCCGGACAUGUUGAGAGCUAUGAUAAGCCAUGCGAGUGCUUCUUCCACCAGAUGUUCUAUGGCGAACUGCGCAGCAGCGUCAUGUGCCACAAAUGCGGCCAAACCACGAACACUCACGAUCCCAUGGCCGACCUGAGUCUUGACGUUCAGCUUCAGCACAAGAAGCGCAAGCUCGGUCGCUCUAGCUCAUCUACCACGGGAACCCUGAUCGGCUGCCUGGACAGCUUCACUGCCGCUGAAGACCUCCACGCCGAUGCUGCCUACCACUGCGAGAAAUGCGGCAACACUCCCCAGCGGGCCUCAAAGCGUCUGCAGAUCCGCAAGCUCCCUGUCAUGCUCUGCAUGCAGCUGAAGCGUUAUGAGCAUUCCUCCAACUCCUCCGAGAAGAUGAACGGCCACAUCGACUUCCCUCUCUCCGUCAACAUGCUGCCGUACACUGUCAAGAAGGACAGCCUGCCCGUCGACAUGUCUCAGUACAUGUACGACCUCACCGCCGUCAUUGUGCACCAGGGCACAAUGGACUCUGGCCAUUACUUCGCCUACACCCGCCUGGAGAAUGACACCUGGGUGCUUAUGGAUGACAACCGGGUGACGGUGGCGGGUGUGGCGGAGGUCCUUCGCCAGGACGCAUAUCUGCUGUUUUACAGCGUGCGUUCUCUGCGAGCCCAAAAGGCCAAGAAGUAG
This is a messenger RNA of Penicillium paradoxum, 1494 nucleotides long. RefSeq lists its product as uncharacterized. Gene Ontology annotation, molecular function: cysteine-type deubiquitinase activity. Lineage: Eukaryota; Fungi; Ascomycota; Eurotiomycetes; Eurotiales; Aspergillaceae. The transcript has 7 exons. Bases 1 to 1494 code for a protein of 497 amino acids. The record is from RefSeq and is a predicted model, not a curated record. Gene Ontology annotation, biological process: protein deubiquitination.